CCGGCACUUGCAGCGCGAUCAUGGCCGGGCGUCGCCUUCUCUCGGCCCUGCUGCUGCUGCCGCCGCUCCUGGGCGCUUGCCUCGCCGCCGGCCGCUACUUCAAGGAAGGGCAGAGCUGCUACAAGCCGCUGCCGCGCAAGCCUCCCGCCGUCCGAACCUACCGUCGUCCGUAUGAGUAUUUGGACCUCGCCGCCCUGCCCAAGAGCUGGGACUGGCGAAACGUGAAUGGUGUCAAUUACGCAAGCUCCACACGCAACCAGCACAUCCCUCAGUACUGCGGGUCAUGCUGGGCUCAUGGCAGUACCAGCGCCUUAGCAGAUCGCAUCAACAUCAAGAGGAAAGGCGUCUGGCCCUCUGCUUACCUCUCGGUCCAGAACGUGAUCGACUGUGCCGAGGCCGGAUCUUGUGAAGGAGGGGACGACAGCGGCGUGUGGCAGUACGCUCAUGACCACGGCAUCCCUGACGAGACCUGCAACAACUACCAAGCCAAAGACCAAGAAUGUAAGAAAUUUAACCAGUGUGGAACAUGUGUUACUUUUGGGCAAUGUCAUGUGAUAACAAACUACACCCUCUGGAAAGUUGCUGAUUUUGGCGAUGUCAGUGGGCGAGAAAAAAUGAUGGCAGAAAUCUAUGCAAAUGGGCCUAUCAGCUGUGGAAUCAUGGCCACUCCAAAGCUGGACCAAUAUACUGGAGGACUUUAUGCUGAAUACUCUCCAGGUGCGGCAAUAAACCACAUCGUCUCUGUUGCUGGCUGGGGAGUAGAAAAGGACACGGAAUACUGGAUUGUCCGGAACUCUUGGGGCGAGCCAUGGGGAGAGCGCGGCUGGCUGAGGAUUGUGACGAGCGCAUAUAAAGGGGGGAAAGGCGCAGACUAUAACCUUGCCAUUGAGGAGCAUUGCACAUACGGAGACGCCAUUCUUCCUUGAGUCGGCAGCAUUGUGGCGCACGGAGGAUGCGUGGGCUGGGCCAGCCGGUGGCGGCUGCUUGUUCGGGGACAGGCUGAUUUUGCUGCAGGAGCCUUUAAUCAGGGACUUUGGGGUGGAAAUCUGAGCCUUCAGUCUCUUUCUUCUCUGCUAACUUUUUUUUAAUCAAGGCUGUCUAAGAUAAAUCUCACACACGGACUGUACUGUACGCGAGACAGUAUGAGCAGCACUUUCUUAAAUGUUUCCAUAUGGAAAUAACUAAUUGUGAUUCUCAUAUUUUGUAGUUUUCUGGAGAUGGAAAGGGUUUUUUUUUUUUUUUAACUGUAAUGUUUUGGGAGCCGCGCUCUGAGAGGAAACAAAAUUAAAUCAUAUAUGAAAUUAUA
Varanus komodoensis (Komodo dragon) is the source of this 1306-nucleotide messenger RNA. RefSeq names its product cathepsin Z-like. The record is from RefSeq and is a predicted model, not a curated record. The coding region runs from base 21 to 926 and encodes 301 amino acids. NCBI's taxonomy places the organism in Eukaryota, Metazoa, Chordata, Lepidosauria, Squamata, Varanidae. Gene Ontology annotation, molecular function: cysteine-type endopeptidase activity. The transcript is spliced from 6 exons. Gene Ontology annotation, cellular component: lysosome.